Messenger RNA from Hyaloperonospora brassicae, 723 nucleotides. NCBI's taxonomy places the organism in Eukaryota, Oomycota, Peronosporomycetes, Peronosporales, Peronosporaceae. The record is from the annotation of a GenBank genome assembly.
AUGGUGACCAAACGCAGUCGUUCUGCACCCAUUUUACGCGUCAAGAAGUUGUCACCCCAAGCCAUUUUGCCUUCGCGAGGUUCGAGUCUUGCGGCGGGCUUGGACCUCUCCGCUGCCUACGACGCUAUCAUCCCAGCAGGCUCCAAGGGUCUGGUCAAAACGGAUCUUGCAAUUGCCGUACCCGAGUGCUGCUACGCCCGCGUAGCACCUCGGUCAGGUCUUGCGCUGAAGAAUUUCAUCGACACUGGCGCUGGUGUCAUUGAUGCUGAUUAUCGUGGAAACGUAGGCGUGCUCCUGUUCAACCACUCGACGGAAGACUUUGUCAUCAAGAGAGGGGAUCGAGUCGCGCAGCUCAUACUGGAGAAAAUCGAGUACCCAAAGAUCCAAGAAGUGGACGAGAUGGACAAGACAGCGCGUGGCGCCGGUGGUUUUGGCAGUACGGGAGUGUCGAUACCGAUUGCCAAGAAGCAGCGCGUGGCGAGCAACGAAGUACCAGAAGGUGAAGAGGACAGAAGUGCUGUCGACACGACAUUUAAGGCGCUCGAGAUGCUAUCGGUGAAUAAGGUCAUGGAUGACGACAUGCGGUGUCUGCUGAAGAAGAAGCUCUACAUGGCGUCCGAGAGGCAGUUCAUGCUGCUGAGCAAAGCGUUGAACGAUUAUCUUGACGACGAGGACAGUGACAAAGUUCUAGAGUGGAUCACUGCUUUUCUCGAAGCACAAUGA